AAUGAAAAAACAACAUGACGAAUUAGACAUCUAACCAAUCAUCUGUAAUUACGUCAUCAUCUACCCGCGCAUCUCCUUAACGUAUUCACGCAUGCACGCGUUGAUGACCCGUUGGACAACACAUGUGACAUCACAUAAUGACCAUAUAUAGGUAUAUCGUGACUAUAUAUGGGUAUACAACAGUUUUUUUUGUCAAAGAAAAUCUGACAAUCUGGUCAGAGCAUUAACAGAUUUUGUAGUCACAGUACUCUAGUCACAGCCACUCUCGAAUACAAUAGUUUGAAACUCACUGUAAACACUCGCUUUUCUCAACUUCGUAGUUAUAAACAAGAUUGGCGAGUAAAAUAUAUCAUUAUCUGUUUUUGAUCUCAUCAAAACUGUUGAUUAAAGAUGGUUACGUUCAGCAGAUACCAGUACUGGGAAUACUUUAUGACGAGACUUUAUUUAACUAUCGUAAGCAUUUAUUUUACGCAAGCAACUAUGUUAUCCUCAAGAUUUCCAAUGACUACAUUGAUAAACAAUAAGGACGAACAUUCAACCAUCUCAUCCGACCAGAUGAGUGACGCUGAUAACUCAAAUAACAAUAUAAUGUUAACAUCAGUCUCAACUGGCGCAACUCAAAGGGUAAUUACACCACGCUACACCGUGACAAGCUCUGGCUACAACAAUGACGAAUUAUUCUCAACCAAGCAACUUCUCUAUAGCACUACGUCAACCUCAUUUACGACUCAAAAGCAACAACGAAAUAAAAAACAAGACUCUACUGACGUCAACGAAAAUGAUAAAAAAAGUAAAUUUUUAGUCAUAGUGUAUUCAAAAAGCAGGAAUAUCCUACAAAAUAAUGAAGAGAAAGAAGAAAACACGGACACAGAAAAUGAUACAAAACAUGAUAUUAUAGGUGGACUAGGAAUUGCCAUUGUCAUGAUUGUCGUGCUGAUUGCCAUCUACACUGUGAUACGAUAUGACAUAUGCGCUAAAAGAUGCAAUGAUACUGUAGCCAUUGCUGAAGUGAACUACGCAAACUCACAAGNNGACCUGGAAUUGGAAUACAUCGAUAUGAAAUCCAUUGAUUCCUCCAGUCACCCUGAUGAUGAAGACGUUUGUAUUGGCGAAAAAGAAGGAAUAAUGAAUAUCAUUAGGCCUGAAUCCACUACUGACCCAAAAGAAUUGCAUCCUAUCCCAGACAAUGGCUUCACUUAUGAGCAGACGUUUUCCCAACCAGCUACAUAUGAAACGAUCUAUUCUAGCGAGAGUGAUUACAGAAUGGAAUACGGAAUCAAAGGGGAGACGAAGUAUGAACAUUUUACGUAUAAUUAGGCAAACAACGAAAAUUCUUGUGUUGGACACGCUUUGGGAAACUAACAAAAAAAAAAAAAUGGGUAGGUCGGUAGAAAAAGUACACGAAAGUACAACAAAGCCAUUUUAAAAUCUAUAUUGAAGAACAAAACGAUAGAAUAAAACUGUUCCAUCGCCUACCGUCUCAAGAUGGGCCCAUUCAAGCCUUUUUAGCUUAAAUGGCCUAAAAAAAAAUAAAAAUAAAAAAUAAAAUAAAAUGCUGACCCUCAAUUUCAAACUUUUGUGUAAAGCUCUAUCCAGACCACUGUUGUAUGCCCAUAUAUAGUCAUGAUGUGCCUAUAUAUUGUCAUGAUGUUCCCAUAUAUAGUCAUGAUGUGCCUAUAGUUGGUCAUGAUGUGAUGUUAUCAGUUUGUUAUUCUGGACAAGGAUUUAAAAUUUACAAACCUAGUAAUUUGUUUUUUCGAAUGUGCAAUAGAUGAAAUAAAUAUUUUAAUUAUCUGAUAUAUAGUAGCAGUAUGAUACUUACUGGCCAUAUAUGUAUCUGCAUAAUACUCGCAUAUUUUCUAAAGUGAAAUGUAAAUUAAUGCACUAUUACAAAUAGCUAAUAUAGUUGUGUUUUCUUCAUGCAGGCCUACAAAUUAUUAUCUACAUGCUACAAUAUUUGCAGCCUGUAUUGGUUGAGUAUUUUAUUUUAACAUGCAUUUUCGAUGUUUUGCUAUUGGAUUGAUGAAAAUAUAUUUAUUUUAAAUCAAUUAUAUUGUUAAUCUGUAUAUCACCUAUAUUGGUAUUGAGUUCACUAACCUAUUUUAUAACUAUAAUACUAGAUUUUCUACUUCUAGAAUGUCAAUUUGUAAACAAAAAUCUGGUACACAUGGUAGAUUUUCAUUUAUCGAUACCGCUAUUGAUGAAUGGAAUAAAUUACCUUAUGAUGUUCAAAAUGCACAAUCCUUUUAUACAUUCAAAAAAAAAAUCACUAAGAACCACUAUUAGUAUUCUGAACCUCUAAAUAAUAUAUAGUUUAAAGUCUUUGAUUUCAAUUAGGUUGAAUUUGACUCUGAUGUUUUGAAAAUGUAUAUUUAUUGUAUUGUUUUCCUUAUUGUUCUAUUAAUAUAAUCUGUAAUUUUUGUAUUCUCAUUUAGGGACCACAGUGGAAAUAAGUUGCUUUUUGUACUUUUCUGUGUUUCUAUCCUUGAAUGUUUUUACUUAUAAUUACUUCAGAAUGAAUAAAUUUAAAAAAAAUCCUUGCCUUGAUUUAGUACAGAAUUAUAACUUUGAGGGUUAGUUUUUAAUUGAUCGUGCAUUAAAUAUGAGAUACUGUAAAGUUGUAUAGAACCCGUAAGAAUAAUAUAGUACGGUAUACAAAGUAAACCUUGUUUGCUCUUAUGCCGUAGUCAUCUAUACAAAAGAAAAAAUCAAGGGAAGCUACCGGAUGUUAAAGUGGCAAAAAUCGAAAUUGUUUAUUAUUUUCAAACUACAAAAUACAUAGCCAGUAUUAAUUAUAAACUUGGAAAGAUUUUUUGAACUUAUUUGUUCAAACGUUUUAGGUUGCUUACUUUUCCAUAUAUUUCAUAUAUUUACUUUAUCUUUUUUCACAUUUGAACAAAAUGGGUAUGCUCGGGCACCGUAAAAAUCCCUGGUUACUCCACUGAUCAGAGACACAGAAAGUCCAAUUAAUGAUGUUAAUCAUCCCUAAGUAGACUACAUGUCCCGAUACAUUCAUGUAUUGAAUUUUGUUCAAAUGACAUACAUGAAUUCACGGCACCGACAAUUAAUCUGAUAGUCUUGUAUUAAGUAAAUACAAAAUAAUAAAACAAUGUGGAUAUUCUUCCGACCUGCUGUAGUACAGUAAGAUAGGUUAAGGUAGAGUCAGCUCCACCAAUCAUUACCUCGGAAAAAUAUCCACUCCCUUAAUAAAAACGUUGUGUAAAUUAGUAUUAUUCAAAAUUUUAAACAAUCUUUAGUUUUCAAGUUGUUAUAAUUUUAAACAGUCUUAUAAUUUUAAACCCAUAUUUUAAACGAUUUUAGACCUUAGUAUUCUUUCAUCUUAAUCAUUAUUUUGUACAGUUGUUACGUAUUUGUCACACCUUUUCUACGUAUCUUUACUUAGUACUUUAUUCAAUAUUUUCUGUAAGUCAGAAAGAUAAUUUCUAUUAAUCUUCUAUGAUAAUAUGGACAAAUCAAGCAUUAAUUUUCCAGUUUUUGGUAGUACCAUUCGCUCUACCACCUAUUGUUAUUAUAAUAUCACUGUUGCUAUCAUCGUCAUGCUCAUUAUUAUAAUCAUCAUUAAUUAUUUGUAUUAUUAUCAUGAUCAUCAUCGUAAUAAUAAU
Messenger RNA from Anneissia japonica, 3623 nucleotides. RefSeq lists its product as uncharacterized. The coding region runs from base 391 to 1317 and encodes 308 amino acids. The transcript is spliced from 5 exons. The record is from RefSeq and is a predicted model, not a curated record. NCBI's taxonomy places the organism in Eukaryota, Metazoa, Echinodermata, Crinoidea, Comatulida, Comatulidae.